Molecule: messenger RNA, 3215 nt
Organism: Coccinella septempunctata (seven-spotted ladybird)
Lineage: Eukaryota; Metazoa; Arthropoda; Insecta; Coleoptera; Coccinellidae
Gene: Ube3a
Product: ubiquitin-protein ligase E3A
Exons: 13
Coding region: 243-2894 (883 amino acids)
Biological process (GO): protein polyubiquitination
Molecular function (GO): ubiquitin protein ligase activity
Source: RefSeq, a predicted model, not a curated record
UCAACACUUGACAGUACAUGACAUUGACUUGUGCAUUUUAUGUUUAGAGAUGUGAAAUUCUUAAAAUAAAAAACGGAUAUUUUUCCUCAAAUAAUAAUUCAUAAGUGUUUUGAUAGCCGAAUCAAAAAAUAGUAUUUUUGUAAUAAUUAUUCCGCAACUCAACUGAAGAGUUAAACGAUAAUUGAAUUAUCAUUUUUUUCUGUCCUUCGUUUAUUUUUAGAUUUAAUUUUGCAAACCAUUCUAUGAGCUCUUCAGAUUCUAGUGAGAAACAAGACGAAGCUUCAAGGAACGACCAAGAGGCCUCGUCUAGUAGUCUCAACAGUAGUAAACCCUGUGAAAAGAAGGAAGACGAUAUGAAACGUGCUGCAGCAAAAAAACUAAUCGAACGUUAUUUUUAUCAACUAACAGAUGGUUGUGGAAACCCCCAUUGUGAUAAUAAAUAUUGUGCUUCAAGUGGUGAUCUGAAACCUCUCACACCAGAUGAAGCCGCUGCUCAAGCUAUUCAAUUGUUUUCGCAGGAUGCUAAGCUCUGUGACGGUCAUCCGAAUAAAAUAGCCAGGACACAAGAUAAUUCUAAUAUUGAGAGCUCUCUUAGUAGAGACAGAAUGAGUUCGGAAAUACUUACAAAUGAUUUAGUUUUAAGUCCAACAAGCAAUGAAGAAUCUAAAAGUAGAAAUACAAUAAAUACAAGUUCGGAGUACUUAUAUUUGACAGAACAAAUUCUUUAUGAUAUAAUAGAAGAAUGUGAGGCCAAUGAUUCUUACUCAAAACUUAUUAAAACGUUGGGCAAGGUUUUUUGUAAUAUUGAAUGUUUAGCAUGUAGUUUUUUACAAACUGAAACUCCAGAUACAGAGGAAAAAUCUAUAGAUAAGGAUAAAGAAAAAAUUAAAGGCAUGAACAAGGAAGAGGUGCGUUCAUUGGAGGGAGAAAAAGACAAAGAUGAGGACUCCUGCGUCGAACCCAGCAAGAAUUCCCUGCCCCCAGUCGAUUUGCCGGCGGUGCGACGCGCCUUCGCGGCCCUCUUCAAAUUGAAAACUUCGAUUUUCGAAAACGCCCUCGUGAACGCUCUCGUUACUCUGGCGGGAAACCUGCAGAUGCAAUUGCCCACAAGAAAGGACAAGGAUAAUCAGGACGAUGUGGUGAACGUUUUGCUCAUUGUGUUCGAAAUUCCCGCUUUAGGGUCUGGGGAUUUCCUAGAGACCGGCCUACCUGCCAUUUGCAGAGCUUCACAGUGGCUCACGGUGAGCGUGCAAGCCAAAUUGGCCAAGAUAUGGUCAUCCCCCUUCGGCCGUAUUAGUCUGAGGAACAUUUUGGAGAAUUUACAACAGUUGAUCACGCUCAAGGUGAUCGUUACUCAAUUCCACAGAGACUUCUACGUCCAAGACGAGAACGUGAUAACGUCGGCAACCAAAUUGAUCAAGAUUUUAUACUACGCAAACAUGCUGGCGGGAACUUUAGAAUCGCCCUGUUCCGCUGAAGAGUUGGCCGGAUCUACGGAUAGUCUGUAUCCGAUACCAAAAUCCCAAAAAGCUGUGCCCCAUAUCGAUCCCCUAGCUUCUGAAUUAGGAAUAAAUGUCCUGAAUUGUAGAAAACCAUAUUUACCGUUUGAGGAAUUUUAUAACGAGCUUCUAAGCGAUGCUGUGGAAAUGGAUAGAGAUUUUGCUAAUUAUAAAAGUGAAUUAGGUAAAUUCAGCUUUAUGCAUUAUCCUUUCAUUCUGACUCCUGCUACAAAAACGAUGGGACUCUAUUUCGAUAGCAGAAUCAGAAUGUAUUCGGAAAGGAGAAUUAGCGUUUUGCAAGCUUACCGUGGCACACCGUCUAACCCUUAUUUAAAAUUGAAAGUUAGGAGGGAUCACAUUAUCGAUGAUGCUCUGGUAGAACUCGAAAUGAUUUCGAUGGAGAACCCCAACGAUUUGAAAAAACAACUGGUGGUUGAAUUCGAGGGUGAACAGGGAAUAGACGAAGGGGGUGUAUCGAAGGAAUUUUUCCAGCUGGUCAUUGAGGAAAUUUUCAAUCCUGACUACGCGAUGUUCGUGCUGCAGAAAGAAACCCAGACGGUCUGGUUUAAUCCUACAAGUUUUGAAAGCGAUGCCCAGUUCACCCUCAUAGGAAUCGUGCUCGGCUUGGCGAUCUACAACAACGUCAUCCUGUCCGUCAAUUUCCCCAUGGUGCUGUACAGAAAACUGAUGGGUAGGAAGGGUUCGUUUGAGGAUCUUCAGGAUUGGAAUCCUGUUUUGUAUAAUAGUUUGAAACAAAUGUUAGAGUACAAUGAAUCGGAUUUCGAGGAAGUUUUCAUGCAGACGUUCAGGAUAAGCUACGAGGACGUUUUUGGAUCGGUCAUCGAUCACCAGCUCAAAGAAAACGGGGAUGAUAUCAAAGUUACGCUAGAGAAUAAAUAUGAAUUCGUCGAAUUAUAUGCUGAUUUUCUUCUGAAUAAAUCGGUUGAAAAGCAGUUCCACGCCUUUUAUAAAGGAUUUCAAAUGGUUGUUGAUGAAUCUCCAUUGGACCUUCUCUUUCGACCUGAGGAAAUUGAGCUACUUAUAUGUGGUAGUAAAGUGUUCGAUUUCGAGGAAUUGGAGAAAUCGACAGAGUACGACGGGGGAUACAACAGCGGAACACAAGUUAUAAAAAAUUUUUGGACGAUAGUGCAUUCUCUAUCGGAGGAGGACAAGAAAAAGUUAUUGCAGUUCACCACGGGUUCGGAUCGUGUGCCAAUAGGUGGCCUUAGCAGACUGAAACUCGUCAUUUCGAGAAAUGGACCGGAUUCAGACAGACUACCCACCGCUCACACCUGUUUCAACGUGUUACUUUUACCGGAGUAUUUAACGAAGGCCAAAUUGGAGGAUAGAUUGAUGAAGGCUAUAAACUAUUCGAAAGGCUUCGGGAUGUUGUAGUUAAAUGUACAAAGAUCGCGAUACAAGGUGUUCCAGAUGAUGGUCUGUAUCUCGAAAUGGGCUGUCGUUUCUCGCAUGUUUAAGUUGUAAAAAAGUAGUUGUAAAUUUCUUGGAUUGUGAUAUUUCGUAGGGGUGAUGCUGGCUUGAAACACCUUGUAUAUUCGAGAACAUUGAUUUGUUACGUAGGUAGGGACGAACAUUUUUUACUGAGGCGCAUGUUUGAUAUUCUCCUACCGCAUAACGGCAAUAUUGAAAAUAAUUUUAUUUUACCGAUCGUGGUGAGCCAUGAUUGAAUUUGUGAAAUAAACACGUGUAAAAAUU